This is a messenger RNA of Nicotiana tabacum (common tobacco), 2786 nucleotides long. The record is from RefSeq and is a predicted model, not a curated record. NCBI's taxonomy places the organism in Eukaryota, Viridiplantae, Streptophyta, Magnoliopsida, Solanales, Solanaceae.
AAUAGAGUUCUCCAUUUCCUAUAGGGCUAGAGCACUAGUUCUGUAAGUUCAGCACAAGGAACUCCUCUAGGGUUUAAGGGACCCCGAUACUCGAACCCCUUUAUCUCCAAUUCUCAAUAAGUUUAUUGAAUUCUCGAAGUCAAUAAUCUGAUGGAUAGGCACAGAGGAGGAGAGAGGUAUGUGAAUAGCAACAACAAUUCAGACCCAUUUCAUUAUAAGCAGCAGCACUCAAGAGGGGGUCCCCCAUCUUCUAGAACUAAUUUCUCUGAUGGUUCCAUGAACCCUCACCCUCAACAUCAUCGUCGAAGCCCUAAUGUAUAUCGUGGGCCCCACCGGCCCGCCUUCGAUAGCCCUCCUCGCUACCCUCCUACUGAUGCGGUUGCGGUUGCUGUUGGUACUGGUGGUGGUGGGGUUGAUUCUGGAAGGUUCCAUUCGAAUUACCAGAUGCCGCCACCGCCUCCUCCACUUUCGGGCCAUAAGCGGGCUUACCCGUUUUCUUCCGAUACAAGUGGGUCUCCAGACGGAGUUGAUGAAGGUGGUUUUGCCAAACUUUUUGUGGGAUCUGUCCCAAGAACAGCAACUGAAGAAGAUAUUCGACCUUUGUUUGAGGAACAAGGACGAGUACUCGAGGUUGCUUUCAUCAGAGAUAAGAGAACGGGGCAACAACAAGGAUGUUGUUUUAUUAAGUAUGCUACAUCAGCUGAAGCUGAUAGAGCUAUAAGAGCAUUACACAAUCAAUAUACUUUGCCUGGGGGAAUUGGUCCUAUUCAAGUCAGAUAUGCGGAUGGUGAACGUGAACGCCUUGGUGCAGUUGAGUACAAGUUAUUUGUUGGGUCACUGAACAAACAAGCUACAGAGAAGGAAGUUGAAGAAAUAUUUUCGCCAUAUGGUCGUGUUGAAGAUGUCUAUCUCAUGCGUGAUGAUAUGAAGCAGAGUCGUGGUUGUGGAUUUGUCAAAUAUUCUCAUAAACAUAUGGCAAUGGCAGCUAUAAACUCUUUGAGUGGAAAAUAUACAAUGAGGGGGUGUGAUCAACCUUUAACUGUUCGGUUUGCUGACCCUAAGAGACCUAAACCUGGAGAACCUAGAGGUGGUGGACCAGCUUUUGGUGGACCUGGUUUUGGACCUCGCUUCCCAACCCCUGGAAUUAGACCGCCACCUAAUAUUGGAGAGCCUUUGCAAGACCAAACAGGCCCUAAUGCCUGGCAUCCCAUGAGUCCAGAAAGUCUCAGGCCAAUUUCCAACCAAGGGAUGCAUGGUUUUGGAAAUCAGUUUCCUCCUAGAACCACUGAUACCACAGCGCCGUCUUCAUUGGGUGGUUCCUUCGGGAGUGUUAGUGGCACUGGAAAUGGGUUUCUUACAGGACUUGCGGCUUCUUCUGCUCCUACAUCGCAACUGUCUGCUAAACUACUCCCCACUGGUGGCCCACAAAUUUCUCAACUACAGAAGCCACUUCAGUCACCCCAGCAUUUACCAUCUGCUGGGCAACUUCAGCCUCCAGCCUCAACACCUUCUUCACAGGGACCAACGUCUCAUGCUUUAUUCGGGCAGAUGAAUCAAGUACAAAUGUCCCAGUCUGCCAGUCAAAGUCCUUUCAGUCAGGGAAUGCCCUCGCAGCAGUCGCUUGGUUUGACUUGGCAAUCAACUGUUUCUCAGCCUCAGAUGCAGCGCAAUAUGUCAUCUGCAAUGGGACAUACACCUUUAAGUAAUAACAUGCAACUACAUGUUGCAUCUGCAAUCGCAAACCAGCAGUCUGUGCCACAGCAUUUGGUCCAACAUCUUCAUCAGCCACCUUCCCAACUAGCACAAAUGUUGUCUCAACAGACGCAAAAUCUGCAGGCGAGCUUUCAAUCAUCACAGCAAACCUUUACUCAGCUACAGCAACAAUUGCAGCUCAUGCAACCAUCUAAUGGAAGCUCAGCAGUCCUGCAGGGCACACAAGAUGUUAAACAACAGUCUCCAUGGCCUGGACUUGUUCAACAAGCGGUACCUAGUUCCACAGCUGCCCAACCAAAAGCAGAUGCACUUCCUGCUUCAUCUACUGCAUCUGGAAUGAACCAGAUUACAGGUCCGGUGAAAUGUAAUUGGACAGAGCACACAUCGCCUGAUGGAUUCAAUUACUAUUAUGACAGUAUUACGGGAGAAAGCAGGUGGGAAAAGCCAGAGGAGCUGAUAUCAUAUGAACAGCAACAGCAAAAAUUGUCUGCCCAACAGCCUCGCAUUCAGGCUCAACCACAUGGGUUGCCUUACCAACAAGCUCAAAUGCAAGCACAACUUCAAUGUCAGCUCCCACCAUAUGUCCAAACACAGGUCCGCCCUCCUCAACAAAUGCAACAAGCUUCUCAAGGAUCUCUGUACGCAGUUGGAAUGACAGGUCAACAACCGAUUCAGACAGUUGUUGGGUGCAACCAAUGUUCUACUGUGGUCACAGAAACCUGUAAGCUCCAAUUGAGCCAGAAGGGCUGUUUCAGUAUCCUGCUUUACGUUCUCUAUAAUCCAACUUUCUGCUAUAUGUUAAACUUGUGUGCUUUUAUAUUCGCCAAAAGAUCUUCAAUGAUGUAGCAUGUAUCUGGUGUUUGUUAUCGUCGACAAAUAUAUAAAAAUUUAUUUGGCGCGAGCAACGCAUAUCUGCAGUAAGGAACGAGUUACUUGAUUAAAGGGUUCUCAACUAUUUCGUAAUGUGCUGAUUACAGUGUGUAGUUCUCUAAUGAAUAGAAUUGAGGACUAUUCAGUUAGUGUAACGGGUGACGAACAUGUUCGUAGAGCAUUUGAUUGCCAUAUCCUCUCAU